GUCGUUGAGCUACGGCAAGCAGGAGAUGAUUCCGAAGACAAAGGAGCACCUACGCAGGUCUAUGCGACAUCACCGAUUGGACGCAAGCGAGGAGGACAUCAACGAUAUGGCCUGGUGCUUGUGUGCUCUGAGCGCUGCAGACGUCGCGGAGAUCUACAACCCGAACAAAAUCGGCAGGCAUGCUCGGAACUACGGCAUGAGAGCCGGGUUCGCGAUCGACUUGACGACGAAGAAGACGAAUGGCGAGUACUGGGACAUGAUGCGAGAACGAGACCGACUGGAGUUCAAGAGGAUGCAGGAGAUGGAUGAGCCGAAGAUCCUGAUAGGGAGCCCACCAUGCACGGACUUCUGCCAGCUUCUGAAGAUGAGCUUCACCGACGCCGAGAUCCAGGUGAAGGAAAUGGUCGAGCUGAUGAAGGACCCUCGGGUGAUCAAGGUGUCUGGGCCCAUGUGCAACUGGGGCCUCACCGCGACUGACGAGCACGGCGUUGGCUACGUCAGGAAGGCGACCACGUGGCUCACCACGUCGGCGGAGUUGGCUAAAGUCUUGAAGGGCGUGUGCGCCAACUACCGAGGAGGGCCCAUGCACCGACACGUUCAUCUCGUAGGAAAUCGCGGACAUGCAGCGGCCUCGUACACCCCGCAGCUGGUGCGAGCCAUCCUGAAGGCGUGCAGGAAGCAGUUGGAGAUCGACAACGACAGGAGCGUGCUGCAUGCUUUCAGUGCUGGACCGGUGCCAGACGAAGUGGAAUGGUGGGAGCGCGAGGAGAACGGCGACGAGGUGAUAAAGGCUUGGGACGACAUCAACAACGAGGAACUCGACCCAGAGAAAGUGCAGGAAGCUCGCCAAGAAGAUCUAAGGUACGUGGAUGGACCACCGCCAGUGUUCAUAGCAGUGCCCGAAAAGGAGUGCAACGAGAAACAGGGCAAGCCGAUCACGAUGAAGUGGAUUGACACGCGCAAGAACUGA
Molecule: messenger RNA, 970 nt
Organism: Prorocentrum cordatum
Lineage: Eukaryota; Dinophyceae; Prorocentrales; Prorocentraceae
Source: the annotation of a GenBank genome assembly